This is a messenger RNA of Aspergillus eucalypticola CBS 122712, 634 nucleotides long. RefSeq lists its product as uncharacterized. Lineage: Eukaryota; Fungi; Ascomycota; Eurotiomycetes; Eurotiales; Aspergillaceae. The record is from RefSeq and is a predicted model, not a curated record. The transcript has 2 exons. The coding region runs from base 263 to 535 and encodes 90 amino acids.
GUAGUAGUAUUCUGUUCAUCAGCUACAACUUGAAUCCUGCUAACAUCUGGCGGGGUUACCCCGCGAUCUGCACCGCAUCCAUCAAAAAAAAUGACAGACCAACACAAAAUGUCCGCAGUUCAUCGACUAGCUUCAAUGACCAUCACAUUUUUUCAAAGUCAUGCGGGGAUUUCCGAGCAGUCAAUGAGUCAAAUCCUGCAACAAUCCCCUAAGGGAUCAAAUUUUCACACCCAUAGCCGGGGCCAGAUCAAGUAGUAGCAGGAUGGGCAUGCGACAGCUCUCCUUCUCCAUCUGUCAGGCCCACCUCGUGCAGCGCAAGUCUUCUGACACGGACCUCUCUCGGACUCGCCUUUAUUCCGCCUGUGAGUUUACCCAGCCUUCUCUCCCCUCUUCUCCCCUCUCCCGUCCAUCGGGUUACCGCUGGUGGCUUGCAGCAGACAUGAAAGAACGUGGGGUGGCAAGCAGGGCCAUGGCUCUCGGAUUGCCAUGUCCGAGCUCAAGCUUGCCCGGCAAGAUGUCCGAGUGCGUACAUUGAGAGGACCGACUGCGGUAGUUGAUGUAUCUGCUGCCCCCUUGCUUUAAGUUGAACGGGUAGACUGGGAUACUCGGUACAAAACUAUAGAAUGAGUCAUGG